ACCCUGCCACUGCGCAAUCCCUCCAGCCAGGCCAUCUCAGCGCUGUUAGAAAGUGACCCUAAGAGUCAGUGAUUUGGGGGUGCAAGGUAUUAUUGGAGCUCUCAGCUUGAAAAGUCUCUUUUUCUCCAGUUGGUUUCUGGGCUUGGAUUUUCGUUUAGACACAGUUUGUUAAGGCCGAAGCCCAGUCUCCAGUGUUUUCCUUCUGGGCGUGCAAUACGUGCCUUGUUCACACGGAGGACUUGCUUCCCUUCAGAAACGUUUGACCCGUUAAGAUUUGUGUGUGCUGUGGAGAGUUCUGCAUGAAUUGAAGCAUUCUGCAUGAGGCUGAGCUCUUUGCAGUGCUCUGGUCAACUCUGAGAUGCAUUUAAACUGCAGUAUUUAGCACAUGCGGGGCUAUCGAAUAUGAGCUAUGCCUGUCACCGGAGCUGAAAGCUGAUCACGUAUCAGCCAUUAACAGCUGGUAGAGGGUACCCACUCCAUCCGAACCAACGAUCGCCCAAGCUGGGCAGCGGGACAGAGCUGCCAUUUUCUACUUUAAAAUGAGGACCGAGGGGAGGUUUAUGAACAAAGCCAAACCCCUCAACUCUCCCAUUUCAUACGGAGAAGAUACUGCAGGUUUAAAUGUCUUACAUGGUCAUUCAGUGGUGUAAUGAGUGAGCGGUUCCUGGAAGCAUCUGCUGCUGUAUCCUUUGAUCAGGGACUAGCAACAACAUAUUCUUAGCAAAGUUCUCUCUCCAGCAGAGCGUGCGCGAUGCAAACAGUAAGGCUCUCUCCUCCAGCCUCAUUCCCUCACUCCAUUUGCUUUGUAUCGUCUGCCUUUGUCUACACUCCCCUGCCCUCUCCUUGCGCUCAGUAUUUCCAGCCUGCCCAUUGCCAUUACACCACUAAGGACAUGUAAAGUCUAGAGUGUGUGCAGAGAAAGGACAAUGUGGAGCUCUGUCCUGAGGGAGAUGUUUUUUCCCCCCCUGCCUUAGCUUGGGACCGAGAGUUACUACAAUCACGAAGGCUGGAGGUAUUCCCAUGCACACAAUGGCAUUCUGGGACCCUUCGGACAGCUGAUGACUGAGGAGGACAUAAUCCGCAUUGAGAAGCAAAUCGAGAGCCUCCAAGUGAUGCACAAAGUUCAGAAGGUGGAGACGGAGCUGGAACAGCUGGAACACGAAAUGCAGCAGCUCCUACCACUCUCUGCUGCCUUGGCAAAGGAGCAUUUCACGGCAAACCCCAAGCGCAUGCAAGGCCAAGCCGAUGACCUCCCGGCCUGGUGCAGCAAAAUCUCCACUCUCCUAAAGAGCAUGGCCAUUCUCCUGGCUAUGCUUGGGGGCAAGGCAGUCAACCUGGCAGAUAUGGUGAGCCCCGACACAUCCGAGCACACGAGACAGGCCGCGAGCACCUCGCCCAAGGCAGCACCGCUAAAAGAGGGCUCUGCUAACAUCGGGAGAUCGCAGUCCUUCAGCUGCACUCGGGAGGAGGUGGAGAAGGAGAUUGUGCAAUAUGGUGUGUCGGUGAAGAACCUGAAGGCCAACUAUGAGUUGCACACGCAGUGCCAGCUGCUGGAGGCUGUGUCCAGCAGGGUGUACAAGCGGAAGAGGUCCCUGCCUGUGGGAACCAUGCCAUACAGCUACAGCCGAGAGCCCAUCCUGGAGGAGGAUUAUAUAACGAGCAGCGAUCUGUUCAGUGCACUAAGCGAAGAUGCUGCAGCGGAUGGCAUAGAGCCACCCAGGACGCUAGAGCAGGCUCCCUUGCCCUACUGCGAAGCUGGGCCCCGGCCCUCCAGAGACACAGAGACACAGAGUGCAGCCACGGAGCCUUUCGGGGAGGCCCUAUUUAGUGCCGACCACCUGACCAGAAGCCUCCCCGUGCAGACGGAGCUGAGCUGCGUGCAGGAUUAUAUUGACAUGCGGAAGGAGCGGAUCGUCUACCUCUUCCUGGAGCACUGGAAGAAGUGGACGUUCACCGAGUCGGUUAGCCACGCUCGCCCCAAGAGGAAAAUGGGGCUCGCCGAAACGCUCGACUCAGAGGUCAGCGCCCCGCUCCCCAUGGCGACCGGGAAGAAACCCAGCGAGGAUGACCGGCUCUUGUACUUCAUGAAGCAAAGGCAGGUGGUGGGGAAGCUGAUCGCCCACUGGAGAACCAUCAUCAGCCAGGUCCCGACGCGGCAGAUCCGCCGCCUGAGCCGUGCUAGCAUGUUGUACUGGCCCGAGCACUUCCUGCCGCGCGUCUGUGGCUCCCCAGCAGCAUACGGCAGCCUGACGCUGGACCUCUUCAUGCUGGGCUACUUCCAGCUCCUGGAGAUGAGCAUGAGCCGCGAGGAGAGGAAGUUCCGGCACCUUCUGUGCUACGAGAUGUUUGACCGGCUGGGCAGCCACAGCUGGGAGCUCAUCCGCCAGUUCCACAAGGUGGUGAUGGAGGAGAUCGAGGCCGGGAAGCGGGACUGGCUGGAUGGCUUCGAAGAUCUCAAACAGGAGUUCUUUGGGGACAGCCUGGAGCCGGAGCCAGCGGCCGCAGCGGAACCAGAGCUCCCAGCAGGAACCCAGCCUCCACUGCUGCUCCAUCAGGAAUCCUCCCAGAGCUUAGUCAGUGAUGCCCCACAGCCCGCUCCAGCGCCCGAUGAACUGGGCCUUGCCCCUGCCCCUAAGAGCAGGGAGAGCUCCAUCCAGCUAGUCUCCGAGCUAGGGGAGUUCAGCAACGAGGACAUUUGUCGCUACAUAGACCGUAGCUUCUCCUUCUGGAAAGAGAAGGAGGCGGAGAUGUUUGAUAUCUGAGCGCCCCCCCAGCAGUGCCCAGCGCACGCUGUCUCAGAAGCAGGCAGGGGCCUCCGUGCCCUUGCCCCACACGGCUCACAAGUCGCAGGUAAAGGCGAUCGCAUCCUCUUUGAGGUGGGAUGUUGGUCCAUCUCAUAGAGGGAAUUGCUGGCUGAGAAGCAGCUCCAGUGACAGCAGGGGACAAUCAAACGUGCGCCGGCCCCAGAGGACUUGACAAGGGCUGUUUGGCUCAGUUAAUUAGUUGAGGGACCCAUUGUAUUUCCAAGAUGAACUGAGCCCAACCUGUCUGAGCCCAAGACAAACUUUGGGGAGAGGCCUGUAAUCAUUUUAUGUGAUGGCUAGGUGAAGAGCUAUAAAACAGAACAAAGAAACACAUAUUCCCCGGCUGAACCCAGUACAGGAUUCUACUGGGCAGACUAGGGACUCUGAAUAGAAACAAUUUAGUAUUCAUAUAAGUAGCGUCAGAGGGGCCCCAAUCCUGCAGUUGUUACUCAGGCAGAACUCCCAUGGGCUUCAGCAACUUGUGACCUCAAUGGCAGUUUGGUUUGCAUAAGAACUGCAGGAUUAGUCCCAGAGUCUGCACUGCUCUGUUGAAUCCUGAAUUCCCUACAUGGACCGUCUCAGAGUCCUUCUUUCUCAAGAGAAGCUUCUUGCGUGCUCCCUGCUGGCUGAACUGACCAGGGUGCGACUGUAACCAUGUGUCACGUGACGCUGUGGCUGUUUGCCGUUUUCCGUAGGAGGUGGUCCAUGGAUUUUCCUCUCGAGCAGCGUGUACAUUUGCUGUAGUUCUGAAUUAGCUGGAGGAAGAGCUAAUCCCUGACAAAUGUACUAUGACACAAGCUUCUCCAGUUUUCUGCAUUUUACAGACACUUCUUUAGCUAAUGUUUCCUUUAGCUGGGAAGAGAGUGAUUUGGGAGUAGGAACUGGUAUGAGCAUCCCCAUCCUUCCUCUGGCGAGGCGGAGGAACGCACCAGUGUUGCCCUGGGUCCAUACUGAGCACAGGCUGAGUGCUGUACUAAUUGGUCUCACAGUGCAUGGUUCUGCAACCAGAUUAGCAAUUCCGUAUCAUGUUAAAGCCGUGUGGAGAAUUCCCUUUGAUGCUGUGUGCUUUCAAACUAAAGACCACUUGGACCACAUUGUUCUUUGAAGAUUCCCAAGAGUCCCAAGCUUGCCCUAGUGGAAUGUGCAUGGCUUGGAAUGGAAAUAGGACCAGAGUGUUUAUUGUAUAGACAUUUGGAAAUGAGGUUUGCUUUAAAUGGGGGGAGGGUGUGUCUGUGCGCGUUUUGCAUCUUCCCUGACACUGCUUGUGACAAUGAAGGAAUAAAGCUCUCUGCUCUCGGAAGGGAGUGUCGAGGCUGUUUCAGUGGGAUUUGGGACCCUCGACACCUUGCUCUGGGGCACUGGCUGUUCCAAGCCAAGUGUCCUGCAAACACCCAAGGAAUAGGGCCAGAUGUAUAUUUGUCCUGGUGAAUGUGGCCUGAAGCCCAGUGCCCAGCGACUAGCCUGGUUCCUGCAGCAUCAAAACAGCCAACUUUAAAGAAAGGAAAAGAUGGGGGGUGUGGGGGAGGGUGGCAUAUAAAAAUCCUUCACCGUAGCUGUGCCAGCAGCAGGAAAGCCCUGAAGGACGGCACUCUUGCACUGUCAAGCAGCAGGUUGGUUUGGUGGUGAGAGCAUGGCUUGGUCCUGCUAAUGGGAGAUUGUGCGGGCAGCCCCGUGUCUGACAAGCCUCACUUCUGCUAACACUGGGCUGUUGGAGCCCCCAGCCCAGGGAGUAGCCCUGAGGGUUCAAGCUUCCAUGGGCCAGUAAUCAGGCUAGACAGCAGGGAUGAGUGAUCCAAGCAUAAUGUGUGGGAAACUUCCAUCUGGCAUGGCCCUGUGGGCCCGAUCCUGCUGCCAGUGGUUUCAGUGGUGGCAGGGUUGGGCCCUGUCUCAUGGAGACACACAGAUGAAAUCAGGACCAGCCUGAAUGCUGCCCCAGCUCUGAGCUCGUAGGGCAGGAUGUAGUUGACUCUAACUCCAUCCCAGUCACAUUUCAGGGCCUGGUCUGUUGCCAAGCCUGGUUCCAAAACCCGCUGGGACACGAGAGGGGCUGUUCUCCCAGCAUCCCCAGCACAAGCCAGGAAUUAUCCAAGAGCUCGCUCCCAUGGGACGCACCAGCCAAGAGAGGCUGGCAGACUUUCCGGGGCUGCGAGCGUCGCUCUUCGCAACCAAAGCAGGAGUUAGACGGCAGCAGAGCCAUGCCACGGAGCGUCCCGCCAGGUCACGCCCCCAACGCUGCCUGAGAGGCUGGGGGCUGGUGCAGGCGAGAGCUCGCUGACUCUUCUCCCGCUGAUGCACAUAAAAGCGGAGGCACGCAGUGGUGAGAACCGGCUCCUCGGAAACCAUCAAGCGACCUGGGAAAGGGGGAGUUAGGGGAAGGGUUGCUCGCUCCACAGGUGCUGCCUCCGAUGCGUGGCACUGUUGAUUAGUCAGGACAUGUGCCGAACCCUGGACUUCCCACAUGGCUUUAGUCCUGCCCAGCCCUUCGAUGCCAAGAGCUCGGCUGUUGCCUGCGUUGUGGUCAGAGUGCCCCAGAGAAGAAGCCAUCUGUCUGUAGCCAAAGGCGACCGGUCCCACACCAGGCCGGGUUCAUUCUUUCAGUCUUAGGGGAGUGGUUUGGUUGGGGGAGCAGUGAUCGGCUGUAGGGACAUGGGGCUGAGCCCCGAGAGCCGUGUCUGACAGCAGCCAGCGCCACGUGCCCCAGGGGAAGGCAUAAGAGGCCUGCAGCAGUAGAUCUGGAGGAAUCUGCGCCCCCACACUGGGUCCCAUCUUGGUCGCCCAUCGUUAGCACUUGGCUGAAGACUGAGGCGUAAGGGCCAGGAUCCCAUCCUGUGGAGUUACUCUGCGAUCACACUGCUGGGACGGAGAGCAGGCCUGGCCCUGCCCGUUCAAAUCUAUCUCUGGAAGUAAAGGCUGAAAGACGGUCCUGUUGGCCAACUCUUUGGUGGCCCGGGGGAGGCUGGUGCUUUUAGUCCCAUUCCCUCAUCAAACACUAAAAUAACAUCCCCUGGGCUAGCACUAACGGGCAAAGCCACCAACUGCCCAGAGGGAGGAUGCUGAACUAACCUCUCCCAUCCCAAAGGGGCUCUCCAAGGCAGGGUGAGGCAGAGUGCUGGGGAGACCAUGGGAACCUUGCACUGGCUACUGCCU
This is a messenger RNA of Caretta caretta (loggerhead turtle), 5951 nucleotides long. RefSeq names its product espin-like protein. Gene Ontology annotation, cellular component: cytoplasm. Gene Ontology annotation, biological process: actin filament bundle assembly. Gene Ontology annotation, molecular function: actin filament binding. Lineage: Eukaryota; Metazoa; Chordata; Testudines; Cheloniidae. The record is from RefSeq and is a predicted model, not a curated record.